AUGGAGUAUUUCUACCUCAACAACUUUGCCGACUUCAAUUACACCUAUGAGUAUUAUUUUUAUGACCUUGUAAAUUACACCAUGUUUGAGGAGUUUGACUUUCGUAACAUGAACAAUUGGCAAAUUGUUGGGCCGAGCGCCUCGCACAUGAUUUCAUGCAUUGUGAUCUCGAUAGGUUUUCCAUUGACCUUGUUUGCCAUCUAUGCUCUGUAUUCACUGGUGCGACACGACCAUGUUGCUCCGGUCUAUGUCAUCAACCUCCUGAUCUCCGACCUCAUCCAGAUGUGCUGCAUGGUGAUCUGGGUGGCAGAUCACAGGAGCUCUAUGGUCUUCUACUUCUCUACUUUGAUCUACUACAUUGGUGUGAUGGCCAGCGUUGGCUUUAUGGUGUGUGUCGCACUAGAAAGGUAUUUGGUCGUCGCCUGCCCACUGUGGUACCGCUUCAGACGAAACGUCAAGUUGUCGGUGCAGGUCUCCAUUAUGGUCUGGGUCUUAUGUUUCAUCGAGUUCCUUGUUGCCCGGCUAACUAACGUCUUCGUCAUUGUCCGCUUCAUCUUCCUCCUCCUCCCCUUCCCGCUGCUGAUCAUCUUCUCGGCUGGUACCUUCAAAGCCCUGUCUGCGGCCAUUUCUGUCACUCCUAAAGAAAAACGGAGAAUCUUAGGAACUUUAGUCCUGGUGCUGCUGAAAUACACACUGCUGUUCCUGCCCUUGGUCAUUUGGCUCCUGGAAAUGUCAUGCAGGUGUUUACCUUACAUUGCAGAUGAUUCACGCUUAUACUUAUCAUUCCUUCAGUUCAGUCCUCUUGCAGACUUGGUUCUGUAUGUUUUCAUGAGGAAAGGGGCUGCAGACAAGCUGCUGGACUCCCUGUGUUGUUGCAGGAUGACAGGAGAAGAAGAAGUGAGCCAGAUAGAUGCUGAAGAAGUCUGUUCUGUGUAG
This is a messenger RNA of Seriola dumerili (greater amberjack), 936 nucleotides long. RefSeq names its product G-protein coupled receptor 4-like. Gene Ontology annotation, cellular component: membrane. Gene Ontology annotation, biological process: G protein-coupled receptor signaling pathway. The record is from RefSeq and is a predicted model, not a curated record. The transcript is spliced from 3 exons. Gene Ontology annotation, molecular function: G protein-coupled receptor activity. Lineage: Eukaryota; Metazoa; Chordata; Actinopteri; Carangiformes; Carangidae. Bases 1 to 936 code for a protein of 311 amino acids.